Molecule: messenger RNA, 1517 nt
Organism: Aspergillus sclerotioniger CBS 115572
Lineage: Eukaryota; Fungi; Ascomycota; Eurotiomycetes; Eurotiales; Aspergillaceae
Product: basic helix-loop-helix domain-containing protein
Exons: 2
Coding region: 152-1495 (447 amino acids)
Biological process (GO): regulation of transcription by RNA polymerase II
Molecular function (GO): RNA polymerase II cis-regulatory region sequence-specific DNA binding; DNA-binding transcription factor activity, RNA polymerase II-specific; protein dimerization activity
Source: RefSeq, a predicted model, not a curated record
GUUGUCGCUUUCAAACGGGCUAGAGUCUUGUUUAUCCGCAUGUUCGCUCUUUUUGUCGGCGCUGCUCUCACUCCAGACUAGCACAUGCUAGUUCGAGUCUCAUUGCGACAUCAUACGUUUACUUUUAUUCCGUCCGUCUGUCACCGCCAUCAUGGAAUUAAACAGGUCGGAGACGCAUAAUGGCCAGAAUAGCCCUCAGCCGGGCCCGUUUGGCUAUUCCUUCCUCUCCCCUAUGGACACCCCAUACGAACCCGCUCCUGCACCGCCUCCUGGGCCAGCACUGUUGGACGAUAAUGAAUCAUCCAUGCUCGACAACUUCUUUACCACGAUGAACUCCAACCAUCUGUCCAGUGACUUUUGGCUUCAGAGUCAAUCGAAUAAGCCGUUUGGAUCCGCCAACUUUGACUGGUCUGAUGAACUUCCUCCAACUUUCGAAGGCUCCACAACCUCACUUUCACAACCGGCGCUUUCUCAUCGCAGCCUAGAAAAGCCUCUUAUGGACAUGAUGCCCAAUCCUCUGGGCACAAACUCGGACAUAUUUGCGGCUGCCUCCAUGCUAUACCACAAUGGGAUGCAUGGGUCUGAUUUCAACCCCAACUUUGCUCCAAAUUCACUUCCCUCCCCCGAUAUAGAUUUCAACACCCUCCGGAUGUCCACCCACGCCAAGGUUCAGAUGCAGACCAGUCAUGUGCCUUCAAAACAGCCGAAUAUAUCCCCCCGUACACGGUUACCCUUGGGUUACCACACGUCAGAGAUGCUCUUCGAUGUUCGCGAACCGAUAUCUCCCGAGCAACAAUAUACAGCAAAGGUCCGUCCACUUCACUGGGGAUCCGAUGUGAGCUUUGUGGAUCAAGGGUAUAUUGCACCACCCGACCAGCCAGACGAAGAACAGCGGACAAAAGAGUUGCUCGGCCACCUAGUGUGUUUUGAAACUCAAAGCAGUGCCGCAAACACUCGCCCGCCGAGCCCAGUGCGCAUCACCGGGAACUAUGACGCAGCUUGGGGGGACGCAGAUGCGGCGGGGCAACUCAGCAACCUACGGAGAGGAUAUAAAGAUAGCAUGGAAGAUGUUUGCCAGCCCAAAAAGAAGCAGAGAGUUUUGGUCAAGGAAGAAGAAGACGACGAGAACUCGGACGACGAAAGUCCGAGACAGAGAUUAAAAAAAUCCAAGGCGUCAUCGUCCAGGCGAAUGUCACAUGACGCCGUCCGGAAACCAAGGCUCUCCCAGGGCCCAAAACCCGCACGAGAGAACUUGACCGAAGAACAAAAGAGGAGUAACCAUAUUCUUUCCGAACAAAAGCGGAGAAAUCUCAUCAGACAAGGAUUUGAAGAUUUAUGCACUCUUGUACCCGGUUUAAAAGGUGGCGGGUUCAGCAAGAGCGCAAUGCUUACUCAGGCCGCUGACUGGUUGGAGGAGAUAUUACGUGGUAAUGACAUCCUCAAAGCACAGCUAGCGGAGUUGAAAGCCAUGAAUGGCUUGGUGAUGCCCCGAUAAGCACCCCGACUAAUGUGACCAC